Aspergillus caelatus is the source of this 1296-nucleotide messenger RNA. RefSeq names its product aminotransferase-like domain-containing protein. Gene Ontology annotation, biological process: biosynthetic process. Lineage: Eukaryota; Fungi; Ascomycota; Eurotiomycetes; Eurotiales; Aspergillaceae. Bases 1 to 1296 code for a protein of 431 amino acids. Gene Ontology annotation, molecular function: L-2-aminoadipate:2-oxoglutarate transaminase activity; pyridoxal phosphate binding. The transcript has 3 exons. The record is from RefSeq and is a predicted model, not a curated record.
AUGCUGUCAGCAUCUCCCCUCAAUUUAUCCCGGGGCUGGCCUGCGUCAGAUUUGUUCCCUACUCAGAUCCUACAAAAUGCGGCAGUGUCUGUUUUGUCAAAUCCCAUCAUAACAGAGCAAGGGCUAGGAUAUGGCCCAGAUGAAGGGCACUUCGAACUCAGAAGGAAUAUUGCGGACUGGCUGAGCAGAAAUUAUAGCCUCUCGAGAACAAUGGGUGCAGAGCGUAUCUGUAUCUCUGGUGGUGCCAGUCAAAAUCUGGCUUGUGUCCUACAGGUUUUCACUGAUCCCAUGCAUACGAGAUACGUAUGGAUGGUUGAACCAAUCUACCACUUAGUAUUCGGUAUCUUCCAGGACGCUGGCUUCUACAAUCGGCUAAGAGCCGUGCCGGAGGAUGAGUAUGGCCUAGACGUGGACUUUCUUGAGAAAGCCCUCCAGAAAAGUGCUAUUGACCAUCAACAUGCGACGCUUCCGGAACGUCCUUACCGGAAGACAUACACACAUGUCAUUUAUUGCGUUCCAACAUUUUCUAACCCGUCCGGAAUUACGAUGCCGCUGUCACGGCGCGAAGCCCUUGUACGCCUUGCGCGCAAGUAUGAUGCUCUAAUCAUCAGCGAUGAUGUCUAUGAUUUCUUGAACUGGGAGCCAGAAGGUGCCGCAGGUGGUGAGAGUACCCGUUUGCCGCGGAUCAUUGACGUGGACACAUGUCUGGACGGGGGACCACCUAAUCUUUUCGGAAACUGCAUCAGUAAUGGAAGUUUUAGUAAGAUCGUUGCGCCAGGAUGUCGGGUUGGAUGGGCGGAGGGAACGCCAGAGUUCAUCCGUGAUCUCUCUGCGGCGGGCUCGUCACAUUCUGGUGGCGCACCUUCACAGCUCAUGUCGACCUUCAUCCACGAUAUGCUAGAGAACGGCUCUCUUGACAGACAUAUACACGAAACGCUUCUGCCAGCAUAUUCUCGACGUGCUCAUGCUCUCACAGCGGCUAUUAAGCAAUACCUUCUUCCACUCGGUGUGACCUUCGUAUCUAAUUCGGAAACUUACUCCGUACUUGGAGGUUACUUCAUAUGGCUCAAGCUCCCGACUACUCUGAACGCUAAGGAGAUAACUGAGAGAGCGCUAAAGGAACAGAACCUGGUAGUUGCGGAGGGAGAAUUAUUCGCCGUGCCGGAGAAUAACCUACCAGAGAAUGAGUUGAGGCAUAGACUUAGACUAUGUUUUGCCUGGGAGAAGGAGGAGAAGCUCAAUGAGGCAGUGGAGAGACUGAGUCGCGUUAUACGGACCGCACUUGGCUGUACAUAA